GCGGAGUUGGAUGUAAAACUUCCCAGCUCCCACCAGCCAAAGCUGUAUCAGCUCCGGAGCAGGGAAGGAGUUGGGCCAUAAACAUUCUUUGCCAACCCCAAGCCCACCACGGGAUCCAAAUUGUCCCGUGGAGCUUUUCUUCCCUCCUGGAGCUGCUUUGUCCUCGCUGAUCCCGGGGCAGGAAGCAUGUGAUGCACCGAGGCCCUCACCACGGGACGGAUGGAUGGGCAGACGGUCGGUUUGGCCUCUUCCCCCCCUCCCCAUCCUCCGUUUUCCACUUCCCCAUCAGUCUCCGUCUGCUCCGAGCAAAGGAGAAAGGAAGUUGCAGCCGGAGAGGGCGGCUUGAUGGCAGCUCGAUAAAGAAAAGGAGGAAAUGGAAGGCGACACAGAUGCUCCAAAACAACCCCCCCUUCCUCCUCACCCUCCUCCUCUCCUCCCUGCAGCUGCCUCCCCCCCGCCCCCCCAGGGCACAGUAAUCCCAGAGGGAUUCCUUGAUAUGGCACCAGAUCAGCUCCCCCAUCCCGAAUCAGCACUGUGGGGGUAUCACCCCCACCCAGUGAUGGAGCACCCGCAGUCAGUGCCCCUUCAGGUGCCAGGAUCCCAUUCCCACGCAGUGCCAGUGAACGGGAAGCGCCGGCGGGAUUUACCACCUACGCCCGGGGUUGGAGCCCCCUUGGAUGCAGCGCCCAGCUCCUUGCACAGACACGUUGGAGCUGCUGGGGCAGAUCGACAUUCCCAGGCAUUGGUGCAAAGGAGACACCAGAACCCUUCUGUUCCUUCCUGUGGGUGCCCUCGCUGGGGCUGCAUUCCGGGGCACCUGCAGGAAGAAGAUGAUGGGAUUGGGGCAUUCAGAUCCCAGCGCCAGGGAUGGUGAUGAUGAUGAUGGGGACGUGGCCAAGUGUGUGGUGUGAGCACCAGGAGUGUGCGGAGCGCGAUGCAGAGUGUGGUGUCCGGCUGAGGCGAUGCCAGCACUUCCCACCGCAUCCCUCUCCCCUGCUCCAGGGAGCCGUGGUGGCCGUGCCAAGAGGAGUUUUUCCUCAGGCGAGGUGUUUACCCAGUGGCUUCCUCCCUGGCCUCACCCCGCUGGGCACACACGCGCCGGACCCGGCGCCUUUUGGUGCUGUUUGCACCCAUGGCAACGUGCGAGUGCCGGUGGUUGUGAGAGGCGGCGUUUGUCCUUCCUCUUCCUCCUCCUCUGCUGCCCCGGCGCUGAGAUGGACACCUUCAGCACCAAGAACCUGGCCCUGCAGGCCCAGAAGAAGCUCUUGAGCAAGAUGGCUACCAAGACCAUAGCCAACGUCUUCAUUGAUGACACCAGCAGCGAGAUCUUGGAUGAGCUCUACCGGGCCACCAAAGAGUACACCCACAACCGCAAAGAGGCGCAGAAGAUCAUCAAAAACCUCAUCAAGAUCGUGAUGAAGUUGGGCGUUCUCUACCGCAACGGGCAGUUCAGCGCCGAGGAGCUGCUGGUGAUGGAGCGCUUCCGCAAGAAGGUCCACACCUUGGCCAUGACGGCCGUCAGCUUCCACCAGAUAGACUUCACCUUCGACCGCAGGGUCAUGUCGGGCGUGCUCACCGAGUGCCGGGACCUGCUGCACCAGGCUGUCAACGGCCACCUCACCGCCAAGUCCCACUCCCGCAUCAACCACGUCUUCAAUCACUUUGCGGACUACGAGUUCCUCUCGGCUCUCUAUGGGCCAUCCGAGCCCUACCGCACCCACCUGCAGCGGAUCUGCGAGGGGGUUAACAAGAUGCUGGAGGAGGACAACAUAUGAAGGUGGCUGAGGCAGCGCGGGCGCCUGGUUUGAGCAGCACCGGGCUCGGUGUCCUCUUCUCUGCAGCACAACCCCAUUUGCUCCUUGUGUCUCCACCAAACUGAACCUCUCGACUGUGUCUAACCCUUGCCCAGUGUCUGCAAACCCCUCCCUGUGCUGGGCUGAGCCCUUCCUGGGUGACCCUGGGCCGCUGGGCUCCUGCUGUACAGUUUGAUUUCCUUUGUCCACUAAGUGCUCUUAGCUCCGGGUCCAAGGAACCGGACUCCUCCCCUUGAUCUCUGUUGUAACUCUCCUGGGGGAGACCCAGACCAAAGGCUCUUGGUGUGUGACGCCUCUCGGGGCUCUCUGAGCGGGGGGCGGUUGUUUGGAUGGACACUGGUGAGGGCUGGGGAGCCCCAUGGUUUCCUUUCUGCAGCUCCACGAUGUGCUGGGAGCAAAUCGUGGCCCACACUGGUGCCGCGCGGGGGGGAAGGCGUUUCUGCACCUUGCAGGCUCUUCAAAGACAAGGCCUGGGGACCAGAAGGAUCCCACCCCACCUGUCCGCGGGAGCAGGGAGGGAGCUGCUCCUUCCCCGCAUCCCAGCUACAUCCGAGACACAAUUCCCCCCCCGGCUGCUGCGGUGGUACCACUGCGGUGGCUCCGGUGCCUUUGGUGGUGUCCAAAGCCCUCCCAUGGAUUCCAGACAUUUCACGUGUCCUCUGCUGAGUUCUGGCUGUGGUUUUUUAGCCGACUGUCGCUCUGAUGAGUGACGGAAAUAAACCAAACAUCCUUAAAUGGAGAUGGCUCCCUGUGACCCGGGCUUUGUGCUCUCCAGCCCCAGCAUCGCUGCUGCCCAGGCUGCCCCUGCUCCCCGCAGCGGGAAGCAGCUUUGCAGGAUUCAGGGAUUCGGUGCAGGUGAGUUGGGCUCUCGGAGCAUGAAUGCCCCAACCGGAGCCUGCUCCCAGCACGCUGAGCUUGGCUUUGAACACGGGAAAUUGCCCUUUCAGCAAUCAGGACGCGGCACAAUCUCAUCCGGCCUUAUCUCCACAGCCUCCUCGUGCCUCCUGUUCCAUGGGAUGUCUCCAGGCACAGGAGGACGGCAGUGCUGAUGGGCAGAGCAUUGUGCCUCCCGUUCGCUGCUACCUUUCCACCGCUGGCUCGAGGCACUGAGAACUUCCAGCCUUUAAGAUUCAAUAAAAGGAAUCCCCCCCAUCUGGGUCAUUCCACAGGCCUGGC
This is a messenger RNA of Pezoporus occidentalis (night parrot), 2990 nucleotides long. It is a transcript of the gene TNFAIP8L1, whose product is annotated as TNF alpha induced protein 8 like 1. Lineage: Eukaryota; Metazoa; Chordata; Aves; Psittaciformes; Psittacidae. Gene Ontology annotation, cellular component: cytoplasm. The transcript is spliced from 2 exons. Gene Ontology annotation, biological process: regulation of apoptotic process; negative regulation of TOR signaling. The record is from RefSeq and is a predicted model, not a curated record. Bases 963 to 1775 code for a protein of 270 amino acids.